AUGACCGAAUCUCUUCAUCAACAGGUCAUGGGCCCUCCAAGUGACAUGGCGUACCGCACUCCUGCGGUACUGCCCUUUGAACUGAUCCAGCACAUUGGAAUCUUCUUUGAAGAAAAUCUCUAUACUCAAGGUUUAAACCUUCUAUAUAGUACCCUCACCUCGGGAACCUAUGCCUCUCAGAAAGCGCUCGUUCCUUUACCACAGCAUAUAGCGCUCGCAGUCACGUUCCUCGUCCACCCAACAACUACAACCCGCGCCAAAUCUGUCGAGGCAAAAGAUGCAGCCUCCGUGGCCUUGCGACUUCUUCGACUUCUCUCCACCCUCGUCAGCCCUCAGGAUUGUAGACUGAAUCAUGCAUUUACAUUCGCGCACCAGACACUGCGAUCGGGUCGCAGACACCAUACAGAUGAAGCGGACAACGAUCUACACUCACCCGGGAGUAAACCGUUGAAUUUAGAAAUGGGCAAAUCCGAUUCGCUGUGGUCGCGGGCAGAAGACUUCUGGCAUGCUGUAGGUUGGGCAUUUAAUUGCUCUGUGCUUCAUCCUGAGCGCUGGGAGCGGUGGCAGAUCUGGCUACAGUACAUGUGUGAGGUCAUGGAGGAUGAUUGGGAACAGCGGCUGGAAACAUACAGAAAAAUUGAAGCUCGGAAAAAAGAGGAUGCGCAGAAGAUUGAGUCUGAACAAGCUGAAGAGGCCGAGAAAACCAAGGGAAAAAGCACAGGAGCUCGGAAGAUAGGUCAAGAGACCAAACAAGCCAAGGAACCGAAAGGCAGAAGCAAGAGGAUCUGGCAGAAAGCUGCCCCUGCUGAAAAAGUCGACCGGGGAGCUCGAAAGGCGGAUGAGGAUCUAAGCAUCUUGCGAGAAAGCUUAAUUUUCCAGUUUAUUUCUGCCAGUAAUGACAGCCGACGAAGUCGAAGGAUCUUGAGAGCUAUUUUCGCUGACGGGAGUACCACCUCGGUCAAUGAGUUUCGAGAGGUGUUCAAGAAAGAGCUCAAGUCUCAACGAGGGCCCGAAAAGGCGAAGAAAAGAGAGCGCGAGGUCAAUAUUGAGAAGGAGCAGUAUGGCGACUACCUGUCCCAAGAUGAGUCAGAUGAUGAAGUAAAUGGAGUCGUGGACCCGACAAAUCCAAACACAGGGUCUGUCCGGCGGUCGAAGCGAACGAGACGAGGAACAAGGACUGGAGCGCCCCCUGCGGAGCCUGCAGGUGUCGGUCCAACUUCUCUUCCUCAUCACAAUGCUGGACUUUCGCCAAUGGGCGGCAUUGACUCUCUUCGAUUGCGCAAACGGCUCCUCGGAAUUCUUUCAGAUGUCUCCUACCGCCUGCCUGGAGACUUCAUUUCUGUGCUGGACCUCUAUAAUCUUUUCGCGGAGAAUAUUGCCGCCCAACCUCUGCCCAUUUUUCAGGCUUUUGUUAGCCCAUUUGUUCUCCCCGAGUUCACAGAUGCGGAGCAAACCACCCUCUGUGAGAUCUUGCUGUACAGCUUGCGGGAAGCCUCUGCUCCAUCAUCGGACGAGACUUAUCUCUACCAGUCGAAGCUGGAGAAAUGCUUCCUCCCUUUCGGGCCAGCUACCAAUACCAUUGCCAACAACGUCAAGAUGUCUAUCCUUCUUGAGUCGGCGAUGAUGCUUCUGGGAAAAAGUGACCUGUUGACCGCCACGCCGUCAUUCAAGAAAAUUGUUCAAGCUGGAAUUGACCGUCGGGGCAGUAAAGCAAGGGAAGAGCUCCGGCGCAGUCAGAAUAGCAAGAAGAAGGAGCCACUCGAAUUGUCUUUGUUGCAGGAAAGUAGUGAGAGGCUUUUGUCUCUUGCUGAGCUUUUGACACCCCCGGGCCAAUUUGUCAACGUGAGGGUAUAG
Messenger RNA from Penicillium pulvis, 1854 nucleotides. RefSeq lists its product as uncharacterized. The transcript is spliced from 2 exons. The record is from RefSeq and is a predicted model, not a curated record. NCBI's taxonomy places the organism in Eukaryota, Fungi, Ascomycota, Eurotiomycetes, Eurotiales, Aspergillaceae. The coding region runs from base 1 to 1854 and encodes 617 amino acids.